UCACAAAACUUUGUGUUAAAAGUCCAGUAAUCAAGACUCCUUCCAAAUAACUAAUAUACGUAUGGCUGAAGCUUUCCUUCAAAUUCUGCUAGACAAAUUGACUUCUGUCAUCCGAGAGGAACUUGGAUUGCUUUUCGGUUUCGAAAAUGAGUUCAAAAGACUUUCGGACAUGUUUUCUGCAAUCCAAGAGGUGCUUGAAGAUGCUCAGGAGAAGCAACUCAAGGAUAAGACAAUAAAGAACUGGUUAAAGAAACUCAAUGUAGCUGCAUAUGAUAUUGAUGACAUAUUGGACGAAUGUAAAACUGAGGCAACAAGAUUUGAGCAGUCUCGAUUAGGGCUUUAUCAUCCAGGGAUUAUCACUUUUCGUCACAAAAUUGGGAAAAGGAUGAAAGAGAUGACGGAGAAACUGGAUGCAAUUGAUGAGGAACGAAGGAAGUUUCCUUUGGAUGAAAGGAUUGUAGAAAGACAAACUGCUAGAAGGGAAACAGGUUUUGUUUUGACUGAGCGAGAAGUUUAUGGAAGGGACAAAGAAAAGGAUGAGAUAGUAAAAAUCCUAAUAAACAAUGUUAAUUAUGCGCAAGAACUUUCAGUGCUCCCUAUACUUGGUAUGGGGGGUUUGGGAAAGACGACACUUGCCCAAAUGGUCAUCAAUGAUCAGAGAGUAAGAGAGCACUUCAAUCCCAUAACAUGGGUUUGUGUCUCAGUUGAUUUUGAUGAGAAAAGAUUGAUAAAGCUGAUUGUAGGAAAUAUUGAAAAAAGUUCUCUUGAUGUCGAGGACUUGGCUUCAUUUCAGAAGAAGCUUCAGGAGUUGUUGAAUGGAAAAAGAUACUUGCUUGUAUUAGAUGAUGUUUGGAAUGAUGAUCAAGAGAAAUGGGCUAAUCUAAGGGCAGUCUUGAACGUAGGGGCAAGCGGUGCUUCUGUUUUAACCACUACUCGUCUUGAAAAGGUUGGAUCAAUUAUGGGAACUUUACAACCUUAUAAAUUGUCAAAUCUCUCUCAAGAAGAUUGCUGGUUGUUGUUCAUGCAGCGUGCAUUUGGGCACCAAGAACAAAUAAACCCUAACCUUGUGGCUAUUGGAAAGGAGAUUGUGAAAAAGUGUGGGGGUGUGCCUUUAGCGGCCAAGACUCUUGGAGGUAUUUUGCGCUUCAAGAGAGAAGAAAGAGAAUGGGAACAUGUGAGAGAUAGCGAGAUUUGGAAUUUACCUCAAGAUGAAAGUUCCAUUCUCCCUGCCCUGAGAUUGAGUUAUCAUCACCUUCCACAUACUUUGAGACAAUGUUUUGUGUAUUGUGCGGUGUUCCCAAAGGACACCAAAAUGGAAAAGGAAAAUCUAAUCGCUCUCUGGAUGGCACACGGUUUUCUUUUACCGAAAGGAAAAUUGGAGCCGGAGGAUGUGGGUAAUGAAGUAUGGAAUGAAUUAUACUUCAGGUCUUUCUUCCAAGAGGUUGAAGAAGAAAAAUUAGUAAAAAGUGAUAGAGUAACUUAUUUCAAAAUGCAUGAUCUAAUCCAUGAUUUGGCUACAUCUCUGUUUUCAUCAAGCACGUCAAGCAGCAAUACCCGUGAAAUAAAAGUUAAUUGUUAUGGAGAUACGAUGUCUAUUGGUUUUGCUGAAGUGGUGUCUUCUUACUGUCCUUCCCUCUUGAAAAAGUUUCUCUCGUUAAGGGUGCUUAAUCUAAGCUACUCAGAACUUGAGGAGUUACCCUCUUCCAUUGGAGAUCUAGUACAUUUAAGAUACUUGAACAUGUGUGGCAAUAACAUUUGUAGUCUUCCAAAAAGAUUGUGCAAGCUUCAAAAUCUGCAGACUCUUGAUUUAAGGUAUUGCAACUCACUUUCUUGUAUGCCCAAACAAACAAGUAAACUCGGUAGUCUUCGAAAUCUUUUACUUGAUGGCUGUCUAUUGACUUCUAUGCCACCAAGGAUAGGAUCUCUGACAUGCCUUAAGACACUAAGUUACUUUCUUGUUGGUGAGAAGAAAGGCUAUCAACUUGGUGAACUACGGAACUUAAAUCUCUAUGGAUCGAUUUCAAUCGCACAACUUGAGAGAGUGAAGAAUGAUACGGAGGCAAAAGAAGCCAAUUUAUCUGCAAAAAGAAAUCUGCACUCUUUAAGCAUGAGUUGGGAUCGUGAUGAACCACAUAGAUAUGAAUCAGAAGAAGUUAAAAUUCUUGAAGUCCUCAAACCCUACCCCAAUAUUCUGAAAUCUUUAAAGAUCACUGGCUUCAGAGGAAUCCGUCUCCCAGCCUGGAUAAAUCACUCAGUUUUGGGGAAGGUCGUAUCUAUCAAAAUUGAAUGUUGCAUAAACUGUUCCGUCUAACCACCUUUUGGUGAGCUGCCUUGUCUAGAAAUUCUAGAGUUACACAAAGGGUCCGCCGAGUAUGUUGAAGAGAAUGAUGUUCAAUCUGGAGUCUCCACAAGAAGAAGGUUUCCAUCCCUGAGAGAACUUCAUAUAAGCAACUUCCGUAAUCUGAAAGGAUUGCUGAAAAAGGAAGGAGAAGAACAAUUCCCCAUGCUUGAAGAGAUAGAGAUUCAGUAUUGUCCUAUGCUUGUUUUUCCGAACCUGCCUUUUGUCAAGAUGUUGGAAAUUUCAGGGGAGGCAGAUGCAAGAGGUUUGAGCUCCAUAUCUAAUCUUAGCACUCUCACUUCCCUCUGGAUUGCGGAUAACUACAAAGUGACUUCGUUCCCAGAAGAGAUGUUCAAAAGCCUUGCAAAUCUCAGAUACUUGACUAUCUCUGGCUUACAAAAUCUCAAAGAGCUGCCUACCAGCUGCCUGGCUAGUCUCAAUGCGUUGGAGUAUUUGUAUAUUGCAUGUUGUGACCCACUAGAGAGUCUUCCGGAGGAAGGGCUGGAAGGUUUAACUUCACUCACGCUGUUAUCUGUUCGCUCUUGCAAGAUGCUAAAAUCUUUACCCGAGGGAUUGCAGCACCGAACAGCCCUCACAAGUUUAACAGUUUAUGGCAGUCCACAAGUGAAAAAGCGUUGUGAGAAGGGAAUAGGAGAAGACUGGCACAAAAUUGCUCACAUUCGUAAUGUGAAUAUAGAUUAGAGUUAUAAUUUGUAAACGUUUUUUGGUUUGUGAGCCCCCCAUACUGCUUCCUUCCAUCGGAUGUAAUUUUCUUAUGUAUUACACUUGUUCUAAUUAUUGGCCAACAGUAGUUGUUGAUUAUUGCUUUCUGAAUGAAUAUUGUGCCAGAUGGAAAAAAAAAAAAA
Capsicum annuum is the source of this 3204-nucleotide messenger RNA. Its product is annotated as putative disease resistance protein RGA4. The record is from RefSeq and is a predicted model, not a curated record. The coding region runs from base 62 to 2311 and encodes 749 amino acids. The transcript has 2 exons. Lineage: Eukaryota; Viridiplantae; Streptophyta; Magnoliopsida; Solanales; Solanaceae. Gene Ontology annotation, molecular function: protein binding; ADP binding. Gene Ontology annotation, biological process: defense response to other organism.